This is a messenger RNA of Panicum virgatum (switchgrass), 756 nucleotides long. RefSeq lists its product as uncharacterized. The record is from RefSeq and is a predicted model, not a curated record. The transcript is spliced from 4 exons. The coding region runs from base 1 to 756 and encodes 251 amino acids. NCBI's taxonomy places the organism in Eukaryota, Viridiplantae, Streptophyta, Magnoliopsida, Poales, Poaceae.
AUGGACACCGGGCCCGUGCGCCGAAACAGGACCGCCGUCUCCUUCUCGCGCGUGCACGCACCGUCCGAGAACGGCCUGGGUCAGCCGAAGGAGGCCUUUGAUGAUUUCGAGUUAGUCAAAUACAAAUUCGCAGCACCACUGGCCCUGCACGGUGACCCUAGCCGGAGCCUCUCGCCGCCGGCGAGCACCGCGACCCCUUCUCCCUCUCCUCGUCCUCGUACUUGUCGCCCUUCCACCCCCGCGCGCUUCUGCGUUCCGCGUCCCAAGGCCGCCACCCUCGUGUCCCUCUCCCACUCGCUCCUCUCCCAGGUCGCCGCCGCCCGCGCCGCCCGUGGCGACGCCGCCGCGGCCUCACGCGCCCGUCGGAUCGCGUUCCUCUUGUCAUCCCGUGGCGCCUGGGGGCUUGGCUGGGACUACCUCCGGCACUACACCUUCUCGUCGGCCACCGGGUGCGGCCUCUCCUGCGCGGCCGCCGCGUCCCGCCUCCUCGCUGCUGCCGCGGAGGCCUCGCGCCUCCGUUCCGCCACUGACGCCGCCGGGCCGUUGAGAGAGGUGGUGAUGGAUGUGAAGUGGGAGGUGGAGGAAGGGGAGUUGCUCAAGGAUUGCCUGGAAGUGGGAGCAAAGGACUUGCAAGGCUUGCUUGUCAUUGCCAAAGAUCUUUUCGCAGGUGCUUCAAAAGCUUCUAUAUUGAGUCUGAACACUUCAAAAUACUGGGGUAAGGUGGACGACGGUAAGAUGCAUCAGUUCAACUGGUAG